Messenger RNA from Adelges cooleyi (spruce gall adelgid), 1858 nucleotides. RefSeq names its product innexin inx1 (gene ogre). The transcript is spliced from 3 exons. Gene Ontology annotation, molecular function: gap junction channel activity. Bases 476 to 1543 code for a protein of 355 amino acids. Gene Ontology annotation, cellular component: gap junction; plasma membrane. NCBI's taxonomy places the organism in Eukaryota, Metazoa, Arthropoda, Insecta, Hemiptera, Adelgidae. The record is from RefSeq and is a predicted model, not a curated record.
AGAAUGGUAUAUUUCGAGAUGCGCCCCGCGAUACGAUCCGGCGGCGCGUUCGUCCAGUGUUGGCAGUACUGCAGGAGGUCCUGCUUUACUAUCCCGCUCGCGCGACACCGUUAAAAAGGGGGAGGACGGUGGCGCAGUACUAUGGUAGACGGUAGUAUCAACCGCAGCAGCAGCAGCAGCAGCAGCAGCAGCAGUAGUAGUAGUAGUAAUAGUAGUAGUAGUAGUAGUAACAGCAGCACCGGCAGAAGUAGUAGUGGUGCGUGCACGCGCGCCGUUUCGUCGCAAACAUAGUGUCGUUGUGCUGAUAUUUGUAACAAUAGGUAUAGGUAUAUUAUUAUCCAUAAUAAUUAUUGUUGUCGUGUGCGACCGUGCGUAUCCGCUGUGGUGUUUUGUGGUGCGCGACCGCCGUGGACGGGGUCAUUGUUGAGCGGCGGGCCAUGGUGAUAUCUGUCGACCGAACAAAGUAGCCCUCAGGAUGCUGAAGCUGUUGGGCGGCCUCAAGGAGUUCGUCAAGAGACAAGAGGUGACCACCGAGGGCACCGUGUUCCGGGUGCAUGUCACCUUCACCACGGUGGUGCUGCUGGCGUGCUCGCUGAUGGUGACCGCCACGCAGUACGUGGGCAACCCCAUGCAGUGCAUCGUCGAGGGGUUGCCCACCAGGCCGGUGAACACGUACUGCUGGAUAAUGUCCACGUUCACGAUGCCCGACGCGUUCCGCCGGCAACAGGGCGUAGGGGCGGCCCAUCCCGGCGUGGGCCCCGAGGGCGGCGACGAGCCCGCCAAGUACUACACGUACUACCAGUGGGUGUGCUUCGCGUUGUUCUUCCAGGCCAUGAUGUGCUAUUUCCCCAAAUGGGUGUGGGACAUGCAAGAGGGCGGACUCAUGUCCACGCUGGUCAUGGGCCUCCACUACGGGCUGGGCCAGGAGAAGGAAAAGGAGAAGCAGAAGACCAUACUCGUCAAUUACCUGCUCACUCACAUCAAGAAACACAACUGGUACGCCGCCAAGUAUUGGAUGUGCGAGUUCAUGUGUUUCGCCAACAUAGUCCUUCAGAUCUACUGGAUGAACAAGUUCUUCGGCGGCGAGUUCCUCACCUACGGGCUAAGGGUGCUCGGCCUGUCCGAACAACACCAGGACGACCGGAUCGACCCGAUGGUGUUCAUCUUUCCCCGGGUGACCAAGUGCACGUUCCACAAGUUCGGCCCGUCCGGCACCGUGCAGAAGCACGACUCGCUGUGCAUACUGCCGCUGAACAUACUCAACGAGAAGACCUACAUAUUCAUAUGGUUCUGGUUUAUGCUCCUGUUGGCCGCGCUGGUCUUGCUCGUCGGUCACAGGAUUUUGAUAUUGUACAGCAAGAACUUGAGGAAGAACGCGCUGCGGUACCGUCACUACAGGCUGAUAACCGACGACGUGGCCAGAGCGGUGACCGACAAAGUGUCAAUAGGCGAUUGGUGGGUACUGUACGUGCUCGGCAAAAAUCUGGAUCCGCUCAUUUACAGGGAAGUGGUUCGUGAGAUAGCCAAGAAAGCAGACCUCUAGAAGACUAGGUCGUGCAUCGCAUCGACUGAAACACUGGCUCUGGACAUUGGAAAAUAAAUAUUUAUUUGAAACUCCUAUUUUUGUAUAAAUCACAUUAUUAUUAUUAUUAUUAUUAUUACAAAACAACAAAAUAAUUUUGUUGUACACCUUUUGUGGCGUGAACAAAUGUUUCAUGUUUCCUACAAUGUAGUCUGUAGAUUUUUUUUUAAAACUAAAUUUUAUAAUGUUAAAUUUUAUUAUUAUUUUAUUGGUUUUUUAAACAUAUGUGUAUAUUUGAUACUUUUUGUACGUAUAAAAAUAUGUCACGAUUUCAAA